Leptidea sinapis is the source of this 1301-nucleotide messenger RNA. RefSeq lists its product as uncharacterized. The record is from RefSeq and is a predicted model, not a curated record. Bases 1 to 984 code for a protein of 327 amino acids. The transcript has 4 exons. Lineage: Eukaryota; Metazoa; Arthropoda; Insecta; Lepidoptera; Pieridae.
AUGACUAACAAGGCUAUUUUAUAUUCUACACACUUCAUGACUAGUAACAGAAUAAUCAAUAUUUCAUCGUCCGCAUCUCGCUCUUAUUUCUUCAGCGGUAUAUCUUCUUUCUUCACCUGUAUCUCGCUCUUCUUUCUUCUCGUACCUCGAUCUUCAUUCUUCACCUGUAUCUCGUUCUUCUUUCUUCUCGUAUCUCGAUCUUUCUUCACCUGUAUCUCGCUCUUCGUUCUUCACCUGUACCUUGCUCUUCUUUCUUCACUGGUACUUCGCUCUUCUUUCUUCACCUGUAUCGCGCUCUUCUUUCUUCACUGGUAUCCCGCUGUCCUUUCUUCACCUGUACCUUGUUCUUCUUUCUUCAGGUGUAUCUCGCUCUCUGCGGUAUCUUGCUCUUCUUUCUUCACCUGUAUCUCACACUUCUUUCUUCACCUGUAUCUCGAUCUUCUUUCUUCACCUGUAUCUCGAUCUUCAUUCUUCACCUGUAUCUCGCUCUUCUUUCUUCACUUGUAUCUCGAUCUUCAUUCUUCACCUGUAUCUCUCGAUAUUCAUUCUUCACUUGUAUCUGGAUCUGCCUGCUUCAUCUUGCUCUUCUUUCUUCAUCUUGCUCUUCUUUCUUUGUCUUGCUCUUCUUUCUUCGUCUUGCUCUUCUUACUUCACCUGUAUCUUGAUUUAAAGAUCUUCAAGCUAAUACUGUUAUUAGAAUUAUCAAGAUUUCAUCGUCUGCAUCUCGCUCUUCUUUCUUCUGCGGUAUAUCGAUCCUCUUCACCUGUAUCCCGCUCGUCUUUCUUCACCUGUAUCUCUCGAUAUUCAUUCUUCACUUGUAUCUGGAUCUGCCUGCUUCAUCUUGCUCUUCGUUCUUCGUCUUGCUCUUCGUUCUUCGUCUUGCUCUUCUUUCUUCGUCUUGCUCUUCUUUCUUCGUCUUGCUCUUUUUUCUUCGUCUUGCUCUUCUUUCUUCGUCUUGCUCUUCUUACUUCACCUGUAUCUUGAUUUAAAGAUCUUCAAGCUAAUAACAGAAUUAUUAAGAUUUCAUCGUCUGCAUCUCGCUCUUCUUUCUUCUGCGGUAUAUCGAUCCUCUUCACCUGUAUCCCGCUCGUCUUUCUUCACCUGUAUCUCGCUCUUCUUUCUUCUCGUAUCUCGUUCUUCAUUCUUCACCUGUAUCUCGCUCUUCGUUCUUCUCGUAUCUCGAUCUUCAUUCUUCAACUGUAUAUUGCUCUUCUUUCUUCAUCUUGCUCUUCUUUCUUCACCUGAAUCUCGCUCUUCGUUCUCCAUCUUACUCUUUCUUCAGGUGCAUCUCGCUCUUCUUU